Fragaria vesca subsp. vesca is the source of this 1126-nucleotide messenger RNA. RefSeq lists its product as uncharacterized. The transcript has 3 exons. The record is from RefSeq and is a predicted model, not a curated record. Lineage: Eukaryota; Viridiplantae; Streptophyta; Magnoliopsida; Rosales; Rosaceae. Bases 454 to 876 code for a protein of 140 amino acids.
GAAGCCUGGGAUGGAUGCACGAUCCAAUAUGUGAUCACACCAGAUGGUCAUCUUAAAUAUGAGGGAAGCUCCUUUCAAGUGAAAUAUACGGGUGUCUUUGAGAAAUUGGUUGAACACUUUUAGUAGGAAGAAAAGAUCGGAUAAUGAUAUCUUUGAAUUUCUGGGCUCGGAGAAGCUCUACAGUAUAGAUAUAAUAUUACAGGUUCCAUUGGCAAUAUCAAUGAGGACGUUGUCAUUACGGAUUCAGGACAAGUUCUCUUCUGGAACUGGGCUCCAGGAAGUAAAAAUUUCCAAACAGAAUUCGGUAUACUCAAAGAUUUUAUACAAGAUAUCAGAGUGCUAGCAUCUAAAGGUGAUCGUCUUGAUGCAUUUGUGAGUUUCAUCACAGACAUUCUUGGUGGGGCAGUUCCUGCUACUGAUUGGCAAUUAUUGCUUUUCAAUUAUCCAAUAUUCAUGGUCGCGAAACAGUGUGUGCGGUUUCUUGAAGCUUUGCACAAUAUGGUGUGUGAUUCAGCACAUGGAUUGUCUACAGAAACUAAAUUCGUUGACGCACUAGCAAAAUAUGACUUGAAAUGGAAGAAAUACAUUUCAGCUGGUACCGUCGAAGAAGCAGUCAUGAAUUUUCGUAAAGGUUACGUAGGGACAGCGGUUGACCUACCAAAAUUUACUCACAGCUGCGUUAAGCACUAUAAAGAGACAGCGAAAAAAAUGAAUCAGAAAGAACUCACCCAAUUAGAGGUGAUAGAGAAGUUGCGUAGUAUUCAGGGAUUCGAAUGUGUGCCAGAAGACCUUUUCAAAGCAUUAUACAAGGGGGCGGUUUCACUUGCCAACAACGUUCAGAGGCUCCUAACAAUUACUCAUCAGAGAAGAUCCUAGGCAUGCUGAAAGUGGCAGAAGGCCCAAGUCCUUGAGGAGUUGAGGAGAUGGAAAGAAGAAGAUAGAAGAGAAGAACAGAGAGAGUAGAAGAAAAAGAUGCUGUAUUCCAUCAUCUUUUCUUGGUUGUUUUGAUUAAACUUUUGCCAUCAGGUUUGUUGUGAUGGGAUUCUUUGGGUUCUUAAUCUGCGUUUUUUGAGCUCAAAUUAGUGAAAAUGUUAAUGGUGACAUGCAAUCCAUGAAUUUAUGACUC